AUGAAGAACUCUUCUAUCAUGUUCGUACUAAUUGUCGUUUUUCUUAUUUCUUCAUCAGAGAACCAAAAAAUGGUAGGAGAAGCAAAACAAUGUAAAACUGGAUGGGCUUGUUUUGGAGAAGAUGCAUGCAAAGAAAAAUGCAUGGCUAAAUACAAAGGUGUUGGAACUGUUACUUAUUUUCCAUUCCCUCCGGAAACUAUUAUUAUAUAUUGCGAAUGCUUGUAUGAUUGCUAA
Arabidopsis thaliana (thale cress) is the source of this 234-nucleotide messenger RNA. It is a transcript of the gene LCR42, whose product is annotated as low-molecular-weight cysteine-rich 42. Gene Ontology annotation, cellular component: extracellular region. Lineage: Eukaryota; Viridiplantae; Streptophyta; Magnoliopsida; Brassicales; Brassicaceae. The record is from RefSeq and is marked reviewed. The transcript is spliced from 2 exons. The coding region runs from base 1 to 234 and encodes 77 amino acids.